Wasmannia auropunctata (little fire ant) is the source of this 491-nucleotide messenger RNA. Its product is annotated as heparan sulfate glucosamine 3-O-sulfotransferase 3B1-like. Gene Ontology annotation, molecular function: [heparan sulfate]-glucosamine 3-sulfotransferase activity. The record is from RefSeq and is a predicted model, not a curated record. The annotation marks the transcript as partial. Lineage: Eukaryota; Metazoa; Arthropoda; Insecta; Hymenoptera; Formicidae. The transcript has a single exon.
GCGUAGAAUGCCGCCGACUCUGGUCGGUCAGAUCACCAUGGAGAAGACGCCGUCGUAUUUUGUGACGAGCGAGGUGCCGAAGAGGGUGAAGCACAUGAACUCGGGGAUGAAGUUGAUCGUCGUGGUGAGGGAUCCCGUGACCCGGGCGAUCUCCGAUUACACGCAGGUGAAGAGCAAGCGUCGCAAGAUGCCGCGCUUCGAGGACCUGGCCUUCCUGAACGGGUCGCGGAUCGUGGACACCUCGUGGAUGCCGCUGAGGAUCGGGGUCUACGUGCGGCACCUGGAGCGCUGGCUGCAAUACUUCCCGCUGUCGCAGUUCUUAUUCGUCUCCGGCGAACGUCUGAUCGCCGACCCGGUGACGGAGGUCACCCGCGUGCAGGACUUCCUCGGCCUGAAGCGGGUGAUAUGCGAGAAGCACUUCUACUUCAACGCCACCAAGGGCUUCCCCUGCUUGCUCAAAUCGGAGGAUCGCGCGACGCCGCACUGUCUCG